GUGCCGCUGGCUUAAGUUUCGAAUUAAACUCGAAUCGCAAAACAUCUCCGUCAGUCACGUUGCUUGAGAUUUCCCGCUAAAACUCAUCGAAUGAACAAGGCACGAAAUGUCGUUUGCACUCUGUGACCGGGAAACGUAAUUUAGCGGAAGGAUAAUGGACGAUUCGCAACCAUCCACGUCUGGAAGAAGUAAACGUCAAAGGACUGAUAAGACUGGCAGGCUCUCGGCUCUGGAGAAAUUAAAGGAGGCCCGAAGUGGCAAGCGCAAAUAUGAGGUUGGAGAAUUGGAAAAUGUUUAUGAUGAGGUAGAUGAAAAGGAGUACAGUAAUACUGUUCUAAAACGCCAGCGUGAUGACUGGAUAGUCGACGAUGGAGGAAGUGGUUAUGUGGAGGAUGGAAGGGAGAUUUUUGAUGACGAUUUGGAUGAAGAAAGCAUUCAAGAAGCUAAAAGACAGAAGUAUAAUAUGGCUGGCCCUAGGAAAAAAAGGAAGGAAGAAGAGAGAAGAAAAGGAGAUAUUCAAAACAUGUUCAGGAAUAUGCCUUCUAAGAAGAGCAAUACAAAUUGCAAGGAUGAUGAUAUUUUAGGAGAGUUGCUCAGUGAGAUUUCUACAAGUAAGAAGACAGUAGAUAAUUCUAAGAGAAUCCAAGAGCCAAGAGAAAUUAAAAACAAAUUUUGCCACACGGUUCAUUCAGAUCUUGCAUAUAAAAACCAAUCUUCACCUGUAAAUCAAGAAGCAAAUGAUAAAAAGAUAAUUCAAAAACCGGAAGAAAAUGCAAGUCAAAUAAUUGAGGAUGAUGAUGAUACUGCUGCGAUAUUUGAUGCACCACAAAAGAAAAAUACCAAUAAACCAAUGGCAUCAAAUGAUGUUAGAUGUUAUCGGAAUAUGAGCCAGAGAAUUGAAGAUACCAAACUUGAGGAAAUGCAAGAAAACGGUAUAAGUAAACAAACAGAAUCAAAAGACACUAAACACUGUCAAAGUGCAAGUCAGUUGAUCGAUAAUGAAUCCAUGGAGGUGGAGUUAUGUAGUAUGUCGGAACUCGCGUCUGUAUGUUUGACAGCAGAAAAGAAGUCAAAUAUGGAUCUUAACGAAUGUGUCGGAGAUUUAUCUACUAUAGACUUCGACGAUGGGAGCAUGGAUGCCGAUUUUUCGUCUUCAGUAAACAGCGUUAAACCUCAGCAGAACAGGACGGACAUUACGCAAAAUGUUACGUGCAAGACUACCGUCAUAGGUAUAAAGGUCGGGAACGUGGUCGAUUUUACGGAAGUAGUACCGCAAUUGGUCAAGACGAAAGACGAGGUGGAGGUGUUCAGAUUUUACUAUCUAGACGCGUACGAGAAUCCUUAUAAGAAUCCUGGAACUGUGUACCUCUUUGGCAAGACCUACGUGGCUAGUCGUGAUAUGUACUGUUCCUGUUGCGUUAUGGUGCACUGUAUACCAAGAAGAAUAUAUCUCUUACCUAGAAAAUACUUGAAGACUCCUAAGAGUGGCGAGCCUCAAUUAACCACCAUAGAGGACGUCUAUAAAGAAUUCGAUGAGUAUGCUAGCAAGAUGCGUAUAAUGGAAUUUAACUGUAAAGAGACGAAGAAGCAUUAUUCCUUCGAAAAGGAGGGUACACCAAAGACGUCCGAUUACCUGGAGGUCAGAUACAACGCGCGUUAUCCAGCGAUCGAAGCCAAUUACUCUGGCCCGGCGAUCGAGCGCGUCUUCGGCUCGACGGUGAACGCAUUGGAAUUGUUACUGAUCGAAAGAAAAAUCAAGGGACCUGGUUGGCUGGAUGUAAAAAACGUGUCACCCACUGCGGGACGUUUCGCUUGGUGUCAACAGAUAGUGGUUACUUCGGACAUGGACAAUGUAUCGUUAUGUUCCCAAGAUAACGCCAAGCCGCCAAUGAUGAUAGCGACGUUAAAUGUGAGGAUGUCUUUGAACUCGAAGCUACAGAAUGAAGUUGUCAUGGUCGCGGUAUUAAUCCAUCACAAGUAUAACGUCGAUAAGGAACCACCAAAACCGCCCUAUGAUCGUCAAUUUUGCUUUGUCACACGGCCACGAGAUAUUUCAUGGCCACGACAAGUUCGGGAUGUGCUACCUAGGGUCCCGAAUACCGAAAUAAUAAAAUGCGAAACUGAAAGCGAAUUACUCGAAGAGCUGUUGACAUUGAUGCAAAAAGCAGACCCGGAUUUGAUAGUAGGCUACGAUUGUGCGUUUCAGUUCGACGUAUUGAUGCAAAGAAUGUUCGCUUUGAAAGUAUCGAAUUGGAAUAGGAUGGGAAGAUUAAAAUCCACAACUCCUCCUCUUCUUAGGGGCAAGAUCGUUCUCAACCAGGCAUUCGUUGGACGUCCAAUUUGCGACAUUCAAAUUUCGGCGAAGGAAUUAAACUUGAAAGUCAGAAGUUACGAUCUACUGUCGCUCUGCAGUGCAGUGUUAAAAACUAAGGAGCACGAGUGUAAGGAGAUCACGCCAGCGGAAACUCCGUUGUACUAUAAUACCGCGGACAAAAUAACAAGUCUAAUACAUGCGACGUUAAAAGAAGCAAAAUACAUAAUAACUAUGGUAAUGGAUCUUAAUGUUAUACCGCUAGCGCUUCAAAUCACCUGCUUGGCCGGUAAUAUCUUGUCGAGAACGCUAUUGGGUGGAAGAGCUGAGAGAAACGAGUAUCUGCUGUUGCACGCUUUCCACUUAAAAGAGUACGUAACACCAGACAAGAAGACCGAAAAGAAACGUGACAACGAUGGUCCUCGUAAGAAGGCUGCGGCGUACAUCGGAGGUUUAGUACUCGACCCGAAGAAAGGUUUCUACGACAAACUGGUGUUGUUGAUGGAUUUCAAUUCGCUAUACCCAAGUAUCAUACAAGAAUACAAUUUGUGCUUCACCACUGUACCCGGUGCGGCAUACGCUGAAGUCGAGCAUUUGAGUAUUCCCGAUUCAACUUUGGAGACUGGUGUGAUUCCGACCGAAAUUCACAAGUUGGUCAAGAGCAGACAGCAGAUCAAGCAGCUCAUGAAAACGCCGAAUCUUACACCGGAGCAGAGAAUGGAUUACCAUAUCAGGCAAAUGGCCUUGAAGCUCACUGCCAACUCCAUGUACGGAUGUCUAGGAGCGACGCAUUGUCGAUUUUACGCCAAAGGCCUCGCCGCUUUGAUAACAGCAAAGGGUCGGGAGAUUUUAGAAGACACGAAACACUUGGUCGAGAAGUUACAGUACGAGGUCAUUUACGGCGAUACAGACUCGUUGAUGAUAAAUACCAACAUUUUGGAGUACGACGAUGUUUUCUCGAUCGGCAGAAAGAUCAUGCGGGAAGUCAAUAACCGAUAUAAGAAGGUCGAAUUGGACAUCGACGGGGUGUUUCGGUACUUGUUGCUUCUACAAAAGAAGAAGUACGCUGCCGUUACGAUGACGAAGUUGCCGAGUGGGCAGCUGCAUUUGGCGCAGGAGCACAAGGGUCUGGACAUCGUCAGGAGAGAUUGGUGUCCAUUGGCUUGCGAGACUGGAAAAAAAAUUCUCGAUAUACUUCUGUGCGAUCAAUCGAGCGAGACGCGCCUGGAGCAGGUCGUGCAGAUUCUGCAGAACGUCGCGAAGAGCGUGAAGGAAGGAACGGCCCCCAUGUCGUCGUUCGUCAUCACGAAGCAACUGUCGAAGAAUCCGGACGCGUAUCCGGAUAAAAAGCAGCUGUCGCAUGUGAUGGUGGCACUGAGGUUGAACAAAGCUGGCGGCCGAAUGUGGAAGGCCGGCGACACGUUGCCAUAUAUCAUAUGCGAGGACGGAACCGAAGCAAGCGCGACGGAACGUGCGUAUCACAUCGAUGAAGUAAAGAAUAGCGAGAAACUGAAGGUGGACGUCAAUUAUUAUCUGCUGAGCCAAAUAUUCCCCGUGGUGCUGCGAAUUUGCGAGCCGAUCGAGGGUAUCGACGACGUCUUCUUAGCUAACAAUUUAGGUUUACAGUUCAUUUACAAACCGAAGGCGAUAGCCUGCGAGGCGACCUUGAACCUGCCAUUGUCCAUCAAUGACGAAAGAUUCGACAAUUGUGUGCCUUUAACGUUCAAAUGCAGGAAUGAAAGAUGCAACACUGAAAUAAUAAUUAAGGACACUAUAACCGAGUUCCACUCCGGUCGGCAAUUCUCGCUCAGUAUGUGCCCGAAUCAGGACUGUAAAUUGCCACCUUGGAGAUACGCAAAUGCGAUACAGAAUAUGGUUCAACUUGCUAUGAGGAAAGCGAUCGGUAAGUAUUAUAACGGUUGGUUAGAAUGCGAGAACCCGCUGUGUUCCAACAGAACCAGGAGGCUGCCGUUGGAUUUUGCAAGAAAAUUCCCGGACUGUCCAGUAUGCAAGGACAUUUCCAUGGCCAGAGUUUAUUCCGGGACGGAGCUCUACAAUCAGUUGUAUUAUUAUCACAGAAUGUUCGACAUUGGCCAGCCGAUUUAUAAACAUCUGCUGUCGCAGUGCCCGCGUGACAUGAUAGCCGCGUACAACACGCUGAAGGAGGCAAUCGACAGACAAUUGAAGCGGAACAAAUUUUCGUGCGUGAAUAUUACGGGAAUAUUCAGCAGUGUCAGUACCAAUAAUCGUACUGGAACGUUCGGUGGCGCCGGCUCGCAAGAGGACUUUGAUGACCUAGGAGAUCUGUCCGAUGACACGGAUAAGGAAAUUUAAGGAGAGGCUGAAAGUUCAAUGCAUGAAAUGUCCAUCUGUGUUACCGUGCAUGUUGAUUUGACAACAUCCGCGGGAUUUUACAUUGUCGGUUAGACUCCUCUGGAGUAAAAUCAGUUCUAAUCGCUUCGAUAAUAGAUGGUUUUUAAUACUUUUUUUUUUUUUAAUAUGUAUUAUACUAUUUAAAAUAACCAAACCUAAUUUCUAAUACAACAAUAACGUACCAAUAUACAUAAAAUUAUUACAUAAUUUAUUAUUUCUCCAGAUUGUUUUUAUAGAAAUUAUGUAAAGAAAGAAAAAAAAUGCUGAAAUGGAAUUGUGAUAUUUGCUGGUGGAACACUAGAAAAUUUCUCUAUAUAUUUUAUAACAAAAGAAAAAUAUAAAGUUACGUCGAAU
Molecule: messenger RNA, 5038 nt
Organism: Harpegnathos saltator (Jerdon's jumping ant)
Lineage: Eukaryota; Metazoa; Arthropoda; Insecta; Hymenoptera; Formicidae
Gene: DNApol-alpha180
Product: DNA polymerase alpha catalytic subunit
Exons: 21
Coding region: 155-4645 (1496 amino acids)
Biological process (GO): mitotic DNA replication initiation; lagging strand elongation; DNA replication
Cellular component (GO): alpha DNA polymerase:primase complex
Molecular function (GO): DNA-directed DNA polymerase activity; single-stranded DNA binding; chromatin binding
Source: RefSeq, a predicted model, not a curated record